Molecule: messenger RNA, 6685 nt
Organism: Manis javanica (Malayan pangolin)
Lineage: Eukaryota; Metazoa; Chordata; Mammalia; Pholidota; Manidae
Gene: PBX1
Product: PBX homeobox 1
Biological process (GO): regulation of DNA-templated transcription
Cellular component (GO): nucleus
Molecular function (GO): DNA binding; DNA-binding transcription factor activity, RNA polymerase II-specific
Source: RefSeq, a predicted model, not a curated record
CUCCUUCGCCGCCUCCUCCGCUCAGGCCGUGGUUUUUCUGUCUAUGUUUCUGGAGUCCUGAGCCCGAGCUAAACAAAAGCAGGAGGCUGCCGGGGCUGCCGGAGUUUGCAGGGCGCGCAGCCCGAGCUCUGCCCGCGCGGCCGGGGGCGGCAGGCGGCGGCCACAGCCCACCCGCCCGAGACGCUCUGGCCCGGAGUGGGGGCGGCGGGCCGCGGGGGGUGGGGGGAAAGUUUGCCUCGCCAGCCCCCUGCCUUCCGCUCCUUUCUCCCGAUCGGUGCCUGUUUGCGGAAGGAUUAAGCCUCAGAUUUGAGCGCCGGGAGCCCGUGCCGCCUUGCCGGGGAGACCGGGCUGGAAAAGCAAGAGCCAGCUCUGCUUUCUUGGCGUCCAGUGGGAAGGAUCCGAAGACAGCGGCAAGGAUAAAAAGCCUCGGCGCUUCCCGGGAGCCGCGCCGCGGAGCAGAAGCGAGGAGCGGGGCCGCGCCGCCUCCGGAGAUGGACGAGCAGCCCCGGCUGCUGCACUCCCACGCCGGCGUCGGGAUGGCCGGGCACCCCGGCCUGUCCCAGCACUUGCCGGACGGGGCCGGCGGGACCGAGGGGGAGGGCGGGCGCAAGCAGGACAUCGGGGACAUCCUGCAGCAGAUCAUGACCAUCACCGACCAGAGUUUGGAUGAGGCCCAGGCCAGAAAACAUGCUUUAAACUGCCACAGAAUGAAGCCUGCCUUGUUUAAUGUGUUGUGUGAAAUCAAAGAAAAAACAGUUUUGAGUAUCCGGGGAGCCCAGGAGGAGGAGCCCACGGACCCCCAGCUGAUGCGACUGGACAACAUGCUGUUGGCAGAAGGGGUGGCUGGCCCCGAGAAGGGGGGUGGCUCGGCGGCGGCGGCCGCGGCCGCAGCAGCGUCAGGAGGGGCGGGUUCAGACAACUCAGUGGAGCAUUCCGAUUACAGAGCCAAGCUCUCACAGAUCAGACAGAUCUACCACACGGAGCUGGAGAAAUAUGAGCAGGCAUGCAACGAAUUCACCACCCACGUGAUGAACCUCUUGCGGGAGCAGAGCCGGACCAGGCCCAUCUCCCCGAAGGAGAUCGAGCGCAUGGUCAGCAUCAUCCACCGCAAGUUCAGCUCCAUCCAGAUGCAGCUCAAGCAGAGCACGUGCGAGGCCGUCAUGAUCCUGCGCUCCCGGUUCCUGGAUGCGCGGCGGAAGAGACGGAAUUUCAACAAGCAAGCAACGGAAAUCCUGAAUGAAUAUUUCUAUUCCCAUCUCAGCAACCCUUACCCCAGUGAGGAAGCCAAAGAGGAGUUAGCCAAGAAGUGUGGUAUCACGGUGUCCCAGGUAUCAAACUGGUUUGGAAAUAAGCGAAUCCGGUACAAGAAGAACAUAGGUAAAUUUCAAGAGGAAGCCAAUAUUUAUGCUGCCAAAACGGCUGUCACCGCUACCAAUGUGUCAGCCCACGGAAGCCAAGCUAACUCGCCCUCAACUCCCAACUCCGCUGGUUCUUCCAGUUCUUUUAACAUGUCAAACUCUGGAGAUUUGUUCAUGAGCGUGCAGUCCCUCAAUGGGGAUUCUUACCAAGGGGCCCAGGUCGGAGCCAACGUGCAGUCACAGGUGGAUACCCUUCGCCAUGUUAUCAGCCAGACAGGAGGAUACAGUGACGGACUCGCAGCCAGCCAGAUGUACAGUCCGCAGGGCAUCAGUGCUAAUGGAGGCUGGCAGGAUGCCACUACCCCUUCAUCAGUGACCUCCCCUACAGAAGGCCCUGGCAGUGUUCACUCCGAUACCUCCAACUGAUCCCCCGCCCUCGCAUCCCGGCCGGCCCUGUGUCGGGGCAGGGCCAGGAGGGGGGGUUUCUCUCCCAGCGCUGGAGCGGUCAGACUGGAGGUCGAAGCAGUCAGCAAACACAAUAAGAGUCUCCUUCUCUUCUCUUCUUUGGGAUGCUCUUCCGCCAAUCUGGACACUUCUUUAUACUCUCUUCCCUUUUUGUUCUGGGUAGAAGCCACUCUUCCCUGCCUCCAGCUGUCAGCCUGGUGUCCGUCAUCCCCCCUCGCCCCCCGCCCCUUUCCGUCUGUCCUAGACUCCCUGGGCCCCUGCCCUCUAUUACAUCCCUGAAGGAUAUUUUCAACAAUUAGAGGAAUUUGAAGAGCAAAAUAAUUACAAAGAAAAUAAAGGUGUUUGUAUGUUUUCGUGCUGGUGGUUUAAGGAGCCAGAUUCACCUCCCCCGGGGGGGCCCGCCCCCCAUGUUCACAGGUAGUCGUCCUGUUUCUCUCAUUAUUCUCACUACCUCUUAGCAGGAACACGCCACACGGCCCCCCUCAUUCCAGGCCUCCCUGCCGCCUCUUGCUCUUCCUUCCCCAGGGACGGUUCCCCUUAGCACACUUCCCUACUCCUCCUCCCCAGCCCGGUACCCUUGGGGACUGCCACAGCCGGGCUUCUGAAGGUGCCACAUUUUCUGGUUUCAGCUCCACCGGGUUGCCUCCCAGGCAGGAAGUCAGGCAGCGUGGAGAGGGCAUAAGAGCAGGGCUGGGCUCUUAGGGGCUUUCUCAGCCUCUUGAUAACAACUCUUGGUUUCAGAAACAGUCUGUGGGAACUGAAAGACUUUGUGAGCAGUGUCCAGACCCUCCUGCAAAACCAGGUCUGAGUUGGCUUUCAGUAAUCCCUUCACGCACACGCACAGUCUCACCAGUUGCUUUCUCACUGUCAGUCACAUGCCACGUACAGAUACCCACAUCGUGACCAUAGUAUUCUGCCUUGUGAGCCCAAGGGAGGGAAUUAGCAGCCCUGAGUGUAGGCCACUGACAGAGGGAUAGUGUGUGCCCAGGGCUUCCAGGACCCGGGCGCACACACCCAAACCAUGUGCACAGGACUGGACCACGAUGCAGGCCGGGUCUGCUGCGGUAACUGCUCCGGUUCCCACCACCUCUGGAGCGCUCAGGGAGCCACACACAGUACUUAUAAUGUCUGUAAUGGGUUCGGUUCUGUUUCAUUUGUGGUUUUAUAUUAGGGGCAUCACAUUAAUUGUCUAAAGUGUGACAUGGCACCACAUUCUCGUUCUCGAAGAGAGAGUUACGUGUAAGAACACGCCUCGGGCAAACUUGGUAGCUUAAUUUGAAGACCUGAGUGUGACGGGGAGCAGGGCGGCCCUGUUCUCAGUGACGCCAUCACAGUGGCCACUGUCCCCUGGGAUAUCUAAGGGAGAAGGGUACGUGCUAGAAAGCUGUUCUCUGAUGUCACCUGAGUGUACGUUCUUCAUAGCCAAGUGUGCAGCCAUAAAGAUGGCAGGUCGGCCACUUGGUGAGGGGGAAGGCGGGCAAAUCUCUUUGCUCAUUUUCUUCAUCUGUGAAAUGGGGGUUAUUAUGUCUGGCUGACCAAGAAGGCUUGUGGGAGACUGAAGGGAUGGAUUUCAUUUAUAUCCAGUCUGCAAAUAUGAAGCCAGGGGAAGGAGGGUCUCUGAGGUCAACUGGUUCAUGCCUUAGAGGGACGAUAAAUGGUUUUCCUCCUCUAACUUGGGUCGCCGUCGGUACCCUGAUGCCAUCGUGUGAUGACAGAGAGAAGCGUGAUUGUGGCUUUCACUCGUUUGUUUUGGUCUGUUUGGUUUCUUAGAAUAGGUAAGCUUCCAUACUAGGAAAAAUAGGACCUGGUUCUGUUAGUUUGUACUUGAAUCCGAUACGUGGCCUUGUUAGUACUUAGUCCCCCGUCGCAUGCACUCUGCUCGCGAGGCCUGUGGGAGAGGUGGAAGUCCCUGAGGGUGAGGACGGCCGGCGGGCGAGGUCGUGGAAAUUGGGCAUGGCACGAUGGUUAAUGAAGAGAAAAUGCUCCCCUGUGUCAUGGGGAGACGCUGCCUAGAAACUGGAAGCUGUGCGUGGGUGAAGGCAACGCUGACGGUAAAUGCUGGGCGAGAUGGCAUCAUGCCUCGUGAUGGAGCAGCAGAAAGGCCCUGCUCUCCCGUCUGUGCCGUACCAGAGCAGGGCCCAGGGAGGGGUGGCCCGCGGAGCCCCCGCUGGCGGCCCUGUAGUGAUCAGAAGAGGCAGCUUUGUCUCGGCGGCAGGGCCUGUUAUAACUACCCACACUGCAGCAUGGUUUGGCUCACAUCCGCCUACUUUGGGCAAAGUACAAAAGAGACAGGAAAGGGAUCUCUUGGGAACAGGAAGAAAGAUUACAGAUUUGGUCAAAUGAUCACUGUCUUAAGCUGAUGGAAGAGAUGAGAGCUGUGGCAGGUGCACGGGCGGCUCCCCACUGGUCAACCCUCCCCUUCCCAGUGCCCGGUGCUUCGCCGGGUCCUCUGUACCGGGCGCCUUUCCCACCAUCUCCCCCCCACGCCCACGGCCAGUGGGGCAGCCUCGAGAGAGAGCUCUCCAUGCCGCGGCAGCAGAAGGAUGGGGUUGGAAAGAGCUUGCUCCUGGGAACCCCUCCUGGGGCCCUCCUACCAGCCCCAGGACGCCGUCAGUUGCUAAUAGAAGUGGGGGUGCAGCGAAUUCCCCCCAGAAGUGACACUUUCCUUGGGUUUGUCCACCUUCUAACUUCUCAUCUGCCCCCUUCACCCCUAGCUCCUCCCCUGGCGUGGAACUGACCCCCGUUUAGUGCUUUGACCACGUGGCGCCUUCUUUCCAUUUAUUUUUCAUCUUGCUGUGUUGGUGGUUUCUUACUGGCUGUUGCCUUUUCUCUCAUACACCUUUUCCCCCUAUUCUCCUUCUGAGUUUUAUUUUUCUGCCCAGAAAAACCUGACUUCGAUACCAAAAAAGAUGAAACUACAGAAACUCAAAUUUAAAAAAAACUUAAAAAAAAAAACAAAAAAAUACUCAAUGAUUCUUUCAGCUUUAUUAACAUUUUCCAUUGUUUCUUGCGACUUGUGUCUGGUUCUUUGUAGUAUUGAUGAACAUUUGAUAAUGAAUGUUCUUGUAUAUUCAGAUAAAGAAAAAAAAACCAAAAAAGCGGUCUGAAUUUAAUAGUGUUUAUAAUAAAAAAUUUUAAAAAUGACCCUCAUAGCACGCGAAACAGGACGGGGAAUUGCCCCCUCUUCUUUCUGUGACAAUGCGCAUCAUUCCUGCAUUAGUUUUUAACACCAAGCUACCUAUGUUCAUCAUUUCCCCCAUUUUUCUUCUUCAUUUUCUCGCAUUUGUGAAUUAGUUCAAGAAUGCUAGAAAAGUGUCGUUGUGCACAUCCAUUCCGUUUCACAAUGUUUAAAAGUGACAGUAAUUCAUUUUGUAAACUAAAAAAAAUUCAUUUUGUAAACUGAAUAGUGAGCAUAAUAGGUACAACCUGACACAUUAUUAUGUUUAUUAACUUUGAGACCCAGAAAUAAAUUCUUUUCUUUCCUUUAUUCCUGCUCUUUAAAGUAUAAAAAAAAAAAUCUAUGUUUUGUGUUAUUUUUGGUUUGUUUAUGGGGGGGUACUUUUUUUAAAUGUCAGGAUUAUGAUCUUGCUGUUUUUAUUCCUUAAAUAUGUAUACGAGGUGAUGUGAAAAGAUGACAUCGUAAAAUAGGCUUGUGCUUGUACUUCACUGCAGAAUUCAGUUGACUUCAGAAACAAAGAUAAAGCCCGUGUUGGUGUCACAACAGUUGUCACGCUGGACACCUGCAUGUCCAGGGUGUGUGGCGCCUCUGCAGUCCCUGAGGGAAACAAAGUUGGGGAUUUGAGUGCUCCGUUUGGCCCUUUAAAAAUUCAAGGAAUGGGUGCAGGGGACCUUUUCCACUGUAGGGAAAGAUUUUUGCCUUUGUUGACUAUGAAUUCACAGCAAAAUGCUUUCUCUCCUUUCUUCCUGAUUAAUAAAACCAUUCCACGAGGCCUCUUCCAGCCAGACCUCUCUAGACGAAUCUAUAUGAAAUUUUUCCUACCGAUGAAUCCCACAGAAGACCCCGGUGUGAAGGGCACCACCGCUGGCUAAGUAGACCAGCUCCAGCAAGCCUUCCCCGGCUCCUGUUGGCCUGCUGAGCUCUUGAAUCAUGUUUUGGAAGCAGAGGUGGUGAGAAAUUGAGGCAGACCCAGUUCGGUCAUUUUAAUGGUGAGAAGCUACGUUCGAGAAGCACCCUCUCGAGCCGUUGACUUCGGCGGCUGCUUAAAGCCAAUUGUUAAACUGGCUUGACUGGGAAUGUUUUUAUUAGUUACAGGAGAAAAGAGAGCAACGUUAUCUGGAAGAAACGUGUUUUAAACGUCUUUCAUUCAAGAAACAAUUGAGUUCUUCAAAAAGCAACCAGAACCUCCACAAAGAAAGGGGAGCAAAAAAAUGCAGAAUUGCGGGGCACCGCUGUAGGAAGCAUUUCCACCCAAACGCGCGCUCUCUGGUGUUUCAGUCAUAGCGAAAUGAUGACCAGCUUUUCACAUCACCUUUAUGGUUUCAAAUCCCUAGCUGAAAGCUUUCUGGAAUCUUUUAUUUUUUGUAACCUUUUUCUUUCCCUUGGUUUUUUUUUUUUUUUUCAGUUAUUUUGAAGUGCUUUACUUUGGUUGGUGGUUUUAUUCCCCUGCUCCCCCUCCCCUGUUAUUAUUCAGAGUAUAAACCUGCAAAGUUCUGCUCUGUUUUGGUUUUGAAAGUUUAAGCUUUUCUGCUUCUGUGAGAGCACAGGCUUCUGUCCCUUUCGACUCCAGCUGAACGUUUGUGUUCUCUAAUGAUACUAACAUGGGGUAGGUUUUGCAGUCUCCUAAUUUGUACUGGUAAUGCAUAUUCCAAAUAAAUAGUUUCUUUUGUUGCAAAAAAAAAAA